GUCUUACACUAUGUUUCCAACCAAUUAUGAAAUUAUACUUAAGAACUUAUACUCAAGAAAUUAUACUUAACAAGCCGGAGUUUAAUUUACCCGUUCCAAUUGAAAAUUUAGAAAUUGUUGGUGACCAAUCGAAACGCCGCAUUUCUCCUCCCUUACCAACUACGACACAUUUGACAGCUUGUUGUGCAUGUUGUUACCUAACCUAGAAUUUAAUGUUUUUGUGGUUAUUAACAUGGGUUAUUAACUGAUUAUAAGCAAUUGAAUAAAUAGUUAUAAAGUAAGUAUAAAGAGCUUUAUUCCGAUAGGUAUGUGAUCAAUUUUAAACUUUCAUUGAAGCCAAAGUUACGUUUUUCUUUUAGUUAUUAUGGAUAUAGACAUAACCCCUUUUGUUUUAUCUGUUGCUGGAUUGUUAGUAGCAAGUGCAUUGACCCAAAAGAAUGAAGAUUCUAGAAAAGUCAGGAAACCUCCGAGGUGGUGGGUUCGACCAAUAUUUCAGAGCAGGAAAUCUAAAGGAGAUUUUCAUAAUCUUAUGAACGAAAUGCGUUUAAGCGAUCCUGAAAUGUUUUUUAGUUACACAAGGAUGACUAGAGAUCAAUUUGAUUAUCUGUUAUCUCUAGUGGGAAACAAACUGAAGAAAUCCUCAAGACGUGAGUCUUUAGAGCCAGCUUGUCGACUAGCUGUAACACUGCGAUUCCUAGCCACAGGAGAUUCAUAUGGAUCACUAAGUUUUGCUUUUCGCAUAUCAAAAACUGUAGUGUACCGUAUAAUUAAAGAAACUUGCGAAAUCCUUUGGAGUACAUUACAGCCUCUAUAUUUGGAACCACAUACAAAUAAUACUUGGAAAUGUAUUUCAGAUAGGUUUUUUGAAAAGUGGAACCUGCCCAAUUGCUGUGGGAGUUUGGAUGGAAAACAUGUAGUAAUUCAAUGCCCACCAGAGAGUGGCUCGCUUUACUACAAUUAUAAACACACAUAUAGCAUUGUACUUUUUGCGGUAUGUGAUGCAGACUAUGUUUUCACAUAUGUUGACAUUGGGGCAUAUGGAUCUCAAAGCGAUGGUGGCAUAUUGAAAUUGUCAACAUUUGGAAGAGCAUUAAUGGACAAUUCAUUAAAUCUCCCCAAUGACGCGCCACUCCCUUACCAAGAAACGCCUUUUCCAUUUUUUUUUGUUGGGGAUGAAGCUUUUCCUCUACAAAAAAAUUUGAUGAGACCUUAUGGAGGGAAAAAUUUAGACAUUCCGUCUAAAAUCUUUAAUUAUCGUUUAUCUAGGGCUCGCUUAUGCAUAGAAAAUGCUUUUGGCAUUUUAGUUAGUAGAUGGAGAAUUUUUCACAGAACAAUUAAUGCAUUGCCACAAAAUGUAGAUGGCAUUAUUAAAGCCACUGUGUGUUUACACAAUUAUAUUAAAAGAUGGGAGGAUAAAUUAUUGGACCAUAAAAGAAAAUACUGCAAUCGUGCUUUCGUUGACCAAGAAGAUGAAAAUGGUGUACAAUUAGGAGAAUGGAGACAAUUUUGCCCACAAAAUUCAACUCUACAACCAGUUUGUUCUACGGGAAAACGUUUAGGAGCAAGAAAUGCAGCAGGAGAUGUCCUUAGGUAUAGGAAUGUGUUAAAAGAUUAUGUAAAUAGUCCAGCAGGAAGUUUACCAUGGCAAAACCAACGUGCUAUGCAAACAGGAAAAACAGUGAACUUAUGAAAUAAUAUAUUGACAAUUAUGUAAUAAAAGCAUGUAAAUAUAACUUUCUUAAAAAAAAAUCACAAAUGA
Zophobas morio is the source of this 1759-nucleotide messenger RNA. RefSeq lists its product as uncharacterized. The record is from RefSeq and is a predicted model, not a curated record. The coding region runs from base 365 to 1690 and encodes 441 amino acids. The transcript is spliced from 2 exons. NCBI's taxonomy places the organism in Eukaryota, Metazoa, Arthropoda, Insecta, Coleoptera, Tenebrionidae.